Molecule: messenger RNA, 1883 nt
Organism: Hyposmocoma kahamanoa
Lineage: Eukaryota; Metazoa; Arthropoda; Insecta; Lepidoptera; Cosmopterigidae
Gene: sad
Product: cytochrome P450 315a1, mitochondrial
Exons: 8
Coding region: 291-1754 (487 amino acids)
Molecular function (GO): iron ion binding; heme binding; oxidoreductase activity, acting on paired donors, with incorporation or reduction of molecular oxygen
Source: RefSeq, a predicted model, not a curated record
UAGUCUAACGAGACAACAAAUAUUUUACUGUAGGGAGGUAUUUUAAAAGACAAAAAAAUAACACGGCAGGUAUUUUCUACCUGGCGCAGCCUCAGAUUCUGAAACCAAAACAAGAGCUUCACAUUACCAUAAUUAUUAUUCAUACGGUCGGUCAACUUAAUACAUAAUUCACUGAAUUAUUAUUAGCCUCAAGCGAUAAUAGGGGUUCUAUUUCAGUGUGUGAUCAGCGGCCUUAAAGCAUACAACAUCGUACUACUUAGAACAAAAACUUGUAACUGUAAAAUUAAAAGAUGCUACAUGCCAGAGAUAUGAUAUUGAAACAACAAAUACUUAAACAUUUAAGAUAUUUUACCCGAAAUAUCACAAAACAAAAACCUGCUGCUCCUUUGACGUUAAUAAAUAUGCCGCAUCCAUUAUCUUGGCCCAUUGUGGGAACAAAAUUGAACUUCCUGGUUACCGGAAGUAGUACCACAUUACACGAUUAUGUUCAUCAAAGACAUGCACAGCUUGGGCCCAUUUUCUGUGAAAGCCUUGGUGGGCGUACAGAACUUGUAUUCGUUAGUGACCCUCAGCUCAUGAAAUCGUUAUUCCUAAACUUGGAAGGAAAGUAUCCUGUACAUAUUUUACCUGAGCCUUGGUUAUUAUAUGAGAAAUUAUAUGGAUCUAAACGAGGUCUUUUCUUUAUGAAUGGCGAAGAAUGGUUAAUCAAUCGCCGAAUUAUGAAUAAGCAUUUACUCCGAGAAGAUAGUGACAAAUGGCUAGAAAUGUCCAUAAAGGAUACUGUGAGUGGUUUCGUUCAAGAUUUGAAAGUAAAAGUUGGACGAGGAAAUUUUAUUUCUGAUUUGGAAUCGGAAUUCUACAGACUUUCUUUAAAUGUCAUCAUCAAUAUUUUGAUGGGCACUGAAUCUGGAUUGAUGACUAGUAAACAUAACGAAGAAUUGUUACAUAUAUUUUCGCAAAGUGUGAAGAGGAUAUUUGAAACCACAAACCGAUUGUACAGUAUGCCGGUUUAUUGGUGUGAACGCUUUAAUCUCAAAGUUUGGAAAGAUUUUAAGGAGUCCGUCGAUUUAUCGUUGCACUUAGGUAAAAAAAUAGUAAAUGAAAUGUUAAGUAUGAGACACAAAAGCAAUGGAUUGAUAGGGAAAAUUGAAGAAAUGGAUGAUACAACCAUUAAAAGUGUAGUGACAGACCUAAUUAUUGCAGCAGGAGAUACGACUGCUUACACAACAUUGUGGAUUCUAUUGUUACUUUCCAAAAAUGAUGAGGUGAAGAAAGAAGUAUUUUUGAAUAACGAUUACGUGAAACACGUUGUCAAAGAAACUAUGAGAUUGUAUCCUGUGGCACCAUUCCUAACAAGAAUACUUACGAAGGAAGGUAUUUUAGGAUCGUACCAAUUGAAAGAAGGAACACCAAUUGUUGCGUCAAUUUACACGUCUGGUAGAGAUGAGCGUAAUUUCACUAGAGCCAAUGAGUUUUUACCUUAUCGUUGGGAUCGCAAUGAUCCCAGGAAGCAAGAUUUGGCGAACCAUGUGACAUCAGCGUCGCUGCCUUUUGCUCUUGGUGCACGAUCUUGUGUGGGAAAAAAGAUCGCUAUGACGCAGUUGAGCGAAAUUACCCAGCAGAUAGUCAACAAUUUUGAUUUCAAAUGCACAAAUACUGAAGAAGUUAAGCCAAUAAUGUCGAUGGUGUUGGUGCCAGAUCAAAAGAUAAAAUUAUCACUUACUGAGAAAAAUGCAAUGCAAAUGUUUAAUUAGAAACUGUGAUUUCAGACUAUUAAUAAUAGUUAAUAUACAAAACAAUAAUUAAUAAUCACAACUAUAGUGAAUAUUUAUAUAAACAACUUUUUGAAAUGAAAUUGUGAUGUGUUGAUUGCGUUUGACAAG